AUGGAAGUAUCGAAGGAGACAGCAAAAUCAGAUGAAUGGCAUCUAGUUGGCCGGGUAUCUUCAUUCCCAGAUAUUGGCCUGGAGGAAAAAUGCCGAGUCUUGCCUGGAUGUACGAUCAAAAGUAUCCCCAAAACAGAAGACCCUGAGAAAAGCCGGGCGAAUCGGUUAUCAGAUCUAGAUGAUCAAGUGCUUGUUUUCAAGUACAAGGGGUUCCUGCAUGCCAUUGACAAUCAAUGCCCGCAUUCCUCGUUUCCGCUUAAGCAAGGCAAUGUUUUCGACAUUGAAGAUAUUGGUGCUGGAAUCCGGUGCUUUAGACAUGGCUGGAAGUUUGACCUCUUCACUGGAAAGGGCGACCGUGGCCCACACAAGUUGAGUUUGUGGGAUAUCGAUCUGCGGGAUCCUUCAUCUGUACCUGAUGGCAGGUCCUCGAGUAAUGACAAGGAAGUGUGGGUCCGAAGACACGCGCAAGUCUGA
Molecule: messenger RNA, 474 nt
Organism: Penicillium argentinense
Lineage: Eukaryota; Fungi; Ascomycota; Eurotiomycetes; Eurotiales; Aspergillaceae
Product: Rieske (2Fe-2S) protein
Exons: 2
Coding region: 1-474 (157 amino acids)
Molecular function (GO): 2 iron, 2 sulfur cluster binding
Source: RefSeq, a predicted model, not a curated record